GCCCACGCCAACCCCCAAAAAUGGGAGCACUUCACAGGCGGAAAUGCACAUAGUGAAAUGGUGAACUUGCGAACAUGUCUAAGCGAAGUUGUAUCCUUGAUAGUGAAACACUUCAUGUAAAUCCAGGUCAGCGCUCUGUGACCCAAUGAACAUGGCAGAUGGGAAGACUGGUGUGCUGCACACUUUGGAAAGUAUUUGCGCACAGUAAGCCGCGACGUAUGAUUGAGAAGGUGUAUCCGAACGCUGGGGACGCGCGGGUGGUUGUAGGAGGAUUACUUGGGCGGUCAAGGGACGACGUCGGAGAAGACGGACAAGGUACAUGGCGUCCGGUGACUGAGAAUCGAGACUCAAUAUGGCUCAUGGAGUUCCUAUGUAGAGACGAUGUGUGGGGGUCAAGGAUGAGGUGAGAGGUGUAUGAUAAGAGGCAAAGUGGAGAGAAGACCAGACACCUAUUAGUUCGUCAAUU
Messenger RNA from Cucurbitaria berberidis CBS 394.84, 466 nucleotides. RefSeq lists its product as uncharacterized. The coding region runs from base 159 to 407 and encodes 82 amino acids. The record is from RefSeq and is a predicted model, not a curated record. The transcript has a single exon. Lineage: Eukaryota; Fungi; Ascomycota; Dothideomycetes; Pleosporales; Cucurbitariaceae.